Messenger RNA from Microtus oregoni (creeping vole), 2250 nucleotides. It is a transcript of the gene Dhx58, whose product is annotated as DExH-box helicase 58. The record is from RefSeq and is a predicted model, not a curated record. Bases 103 to 2139 code for a protein of 678 amino acids. Gene Ontology annotation, biological process: innate immune response; response to virus; positive regulation of interferon-beta production. The transcript has 13 exons. Gene Ontology annotation, molecular function: single-stranded RNA binding; double-stranded RNA binding; zinc ion binding. Lineage: Eukaryota; Metazoa; Chordata; Mammalia; Rodentia; Cricetidae. Gene Ontology annotation, cellular component: cytoplasm.
UGCCCCGGGCUUUCCAGAACUCCAGAAGGCUCAGCAGAGACCAGGCUGGUUUGCUCUCUCCCCAACACGGUCACCCCAGUUCUGGCUGCAGCAGGUUCCAGAAUGGAGCUGCGGCCCUACCAGUGGGAAGUGAUCUUGCCUGCUCUGGAAGGCAGGAAUAUCAUAAUCUGGUUGCCCACGGGCGCUGGCAAGACCCGGGCAGCUGCUUUUGUGGCCAGGCGGCAUCUAGAGACAGUAGACAGAGGCAAGGUGGUGGUGCUGGUCAACAGGGUACACUUGGUGAGCCAGCAUGCUGAGGAAUUCAGGAGCAUGUUGGAUAAACGCUGGACCAUGACUACCCUGAGUGGAGACAUGGGACCACGAGCUGGCUUUGGCCUAAUGGCCCGGAGCCAUGACCUGCUCAUCUGCACAGCAGAGCUCUUGCAGCUGGCGCUGGUCAGCCCAGAAGACGAGGAACACGUAGAGCUCACAGAGUUCUCACUGAUCGUGGUGGACGAGUGUCACCACACCCACAAGAAUACGGUCUACAACGUCAUUCUGAGCCGCUACUUAGAACACAAGCUGCAGAAGGCAGAGCGCCUUCCCCAGGUGCUGGGGCUCACGGCCUCCCCAGGCACCGGCAGGGCCACCAACCUCCAAGGGGCCAUUGACCACAUCCUACAGCUCUGUGCCAACCUGGAUACGUGGCGCAUCAUGUCACCAGAGAAUUGCCGCCCCCAGCUGCUGGAGCACAACCCGAAGCCCUGCAAGCAGUACGACCUCUGCCAAAGGCGCAGAGAGGACCCUUUUGGAGACUUGCUAAAAGAGCUUAUGAAACAAAUUCACCAGCAACUAGCGAUGCCUGAACUGAGCCAGCAGUUUGGAACGCAGACUUACGAGCAGCAAGUAGUGGAGCUGAGCAAAGCUGCCGCAGAGGCAGGACUCCAGCAACGGCGGGUGUAUGCGCUCCACCUGCGGCGCUACAAUGACGCGCUGUUGACCCACGACACCGUCCGCGCACAGGAUGCUCUUGACAUGUUGCAAGAUUUCUACCACAGGGAGCGCGCCACGAAAACUCAGAUGCUGCGUGCGGAGCGCUGGCUGCUGGAGCUGUUCGAUGGCCAUAAGAAUGAGCUGGCCCAGUUAGCAGCUCGUGGGCCCGAGAAUCCGAAGUUGGAGAUGCUGGAAGGGAUCCUGCUGAAGCAAUUUGGGAGCCCCAACCACCCUCGGGGCAUCAUCUUCACCCGAACCCGCCAGAGUGCUUACUCCCUCCUGCUCUGGCUUUGGCAGCAGCCUGGCCUACAGAAAGUGAACAUCAAGGCCCAGAUGCUGAUUGGAGCAGGGAAUAGCAGCCAGAGCACACACAUGACCCAGAAAAACCAGCAAGAGGUAAUCCAGGAGUUCAGGGAUGGUACCCUGAACCUUCUAAUUGCUACAAGUGUGGCAGAGGAGGGGCUGGAUAUCGCCCAGUGCAAUGUGGUGGUACGCUAUGGGCUCCAGACCAAUGAGAUCUCCAUGGUCCAGGCCAGGGGCCGCGCUCGAGCUGGGCAGAGCGUGUACUCCUUUGUGGCAACAGAGGGCAGUAGGGAGCUGCAGCGGGAGCUGACCAAUGAAGCUCUGGAGGUGCUGAUGGAGCAGGCCGUGGCUGCAGUGCAGAAGAUGGACCCCCAAGAGUUCAAGGCCAAGAUCCAGGACCUGCAACGGGCAGCUCUGGUUAAGCGAGCAGUGCGCGCAGCCCAGCGGGAGAGUCAGCAGAGGCAGUUCCCAGCGGAGUGCGUGCAGCUCCUCUGCAUCAACUGCAUGGUGGCCGUGGGCUACGGAAGUGACCUGCGGAAGGUGGAGGGCACCCACCACGUCAAUGUGAACCCCAACUUCUCGAUCUACUAUACCGUCUCCCAGAAGCCUGUGGUCAUUAACAAAGUCUUCAAGGACUGGAAGCCUGGAGGGACCAUUAGCUGCAGUAACUGUGGGGAGGUCUGGGGCUUGCAGAUGAUCUACAAAUCAGUGACCUUGCCGGUGCUCAAAAUCCGAGGCAUACUCCUGGAGACCCCUCACGGGAGGAUCCAGGCCAAGAAGUGGUCCCGGGUGCCCUUCUCAAUACCUGAUUUUGACAUUCUACAGUACUGCGCCCAGAACCUGUCUGAUCUCUCCCUGAACUGACCACUUGUGGCUGUAGUACCUAGCCCAGACUGCAGGGGGCAGGAUAGUCCAGCAAGCCAUUCCCCUCCCCCUGGGUAGUACACUGGUCAAGGGUAGGGGGGAACCUUUAUU